AGGUGGGCAGCCUUGAUCUCUGAGUCCUCCCGCUGGGGAGCGCACCUGACGCGGCGGGAGUGCCGGCGGGCGUGGCGGCGGGGCUGACGUGGCCCGCGGCGUGGAGCAGGCGUGAUUCAUCAGCGGCCGCGGAGCGCUAUGGGGAUGAGCACAGCGGCCGCCUAGGCGCGUCCCCUGUGCGGAUCUCUGGGUCGGGGGCCUGGCUGUGGGAAGGCCAAGAUGGAAGAGAUCCUGAGGAAGCUGCAGAGGGACGGAUCCGGGAGCAAAUACAAAGCCAUCAAGGAGAGCUGCACCUGGGCCCUGGAAACCCUAAGUGGUCUGGACACUGUUGUGAAGAUUCCUCCCCACUUGUUGAGGGAGAAAUGCCUGCUGCCUCUCCAGUUGGCUUUGGAAUCAAAGAACGUGAAGCUGGCCCAACAUGCUUUGGCAGGGAUGCAGAAGCUCCUGUCAGAAGAGAGGUUUGUAUCCGUGGAGACUGACUCUGAUGAGAAGCAGCUGCUCAAUCAGAUUCUGAAUGCUGUGAAAGUGACGCCUUCACUCAAUGAAGACCUGCAGGUGGAAGUGAUGAAGGUUUUGCUGUGCAUCACUUACACCCCAACAUUUGACAUGAAUGGGAGUGCCGUGCUGAAGAUCGCAGAAGUGUGCAUUGAGACAUACACAUGCAGCUGUCACCAGCGCAGCAUCAACACUGCUGUGCGUGCAACCCUCAGUCAGAUGUUGAGUGACCUGACUUUACAGCUACGGCAGCGGCAGGAGAACACGAUAAUUGAAAACCCAGAUGCCCCACGAGAUUUUGGGAGUCAAGGCUCAACAGUAGAGGCCCUUUGUGAUGAUGUUGUCUCUGUCCUUGCUGUCCUGUGUGAGAAGCUACAAGCCUCCAUAAAUGACAACCAGCAGCUGCAGCUUCUGUACCUGGAAUGCAUUCUCUCUGUGCUCAGCAGCUCCUCCUCCUCCAUGAACCAGCACAGGGGCUUCACUGACCUCAUCUGGAAGAGCCUCUGCCCUGCUCUUGUUGUGAUCCUGGGGAACCCCAUUCAUGACAAAACCAUCACCUCUGCUCACAGCACCAGCACCAGUACCAACAUGGAGUCGGACUCUGCCUCUCUCGGUGUGUCUGACCAAGGCCGAGGCUCAGGCUGCUCCUGCACUGCACCUACCCUCAGCGGGCCUGUAGCCCGCACCAUCUACUACCUUGCAGCUGAGCUUGUCCGCUUAGUGGGGUCAGUAGACUCCAUGAAGCCAGUGCUCCAGUCCCUCUAUCACCGAGUGCUCCUGUAUCCCCCGCCCCAGCACCGAGUAGAAGCCAUUAAGAUCAUGAAAGAGAUACUUGGGAGUCCACAGCGUCUGUAUGACUUGGCAGGACCAAGCUCUACUGAGUCAGAACCAAGGAAAAGAUCUAUUUCCAAAAGAAAGUCUCACUUGGAUCUUCUCAAACUCAUCAUGGAUGGCAUGACAGAAGCAUGCAUUAAAGGUGGCAUUGAAGCCUGCUAUGCUGCUGUGUCCUGCGUCUGCACCCUGCUUGGGGCCCUGGAUGAACUUAGCCAGGGGAAAGGCUUGAAUGACAGUCAAGUACAGCUGCUGCUCCUGCGCCUGGAAGAGCUGAAGGAUGGGGCCGAGUCAAGCCGGGACUCCAUGGAAAUUAAUGAGGCCGACUUCCGCUGGCAGCGGAAGGUGCUGUCCUCAGAGCAUACGUCGUGGGAGUUAGGCAAUGAGAGGAGCCCUGACAUCAGCAUCAGUGUCACCACAGACACAGGCCAGACUACCUUGGAGGGAGAAUUGGGUCAGACAACACCAGAGGACCAGAAGAAUGGGCUCAAGUCUCCAGCCAUUCAGGAAGGCAAGGAGACCACGAACAAAGUGUCAGAACCUGAGGCCAUAGACCAGCCUGAUGUGGUUCAGAGAAGCCACACGGUCCCUUACCCUGACAUCACUAACUUCCUGUCGGUGGACUGCAGAACAAGGUCCUAUGGGUCUAGGUAUAGUGAAAGCAACUUCAGUGUAGAUGACCAAGACCUGUCAAGGACAGAAUUUGAUUCCUGUGAUCAGUAUUCCAUAGCAGCAGAAAAGGACUCGGGUAGGUCUGAUGUGUCAGACAUUGGGUCAGACAACUGUUCGCUGGCUGAUGAAGAGCAGACUCCUCGGGACUACAUGGGCCAUCGGUCCCUGCGAACGGCUGCUCUGUCUCUCAAACUGCUGAAAAACCAGGAGGCAGAGCAGCACAGUGCACGACUGUUUACACAGUCCCUCGAGGGCCUCCUUCCCCAGCUCCUGGCCCUUUCCAGCGUGGAAGAGGUGGAUUCUGCCCUUCAGAGCUUUGCCUCCACUUUCUGCUCAGGUAUGAUGCACUCUCCUAGCUUCGAUGGAGGCAGUAGCCUGAGCUUUCAGAUGCUGAUGAAUGCAGACAGCCUGUACACAGCAGCACAUUUCGCCCUAUUGCUCAACCUGAAGCUCUCCCAUGGUGACUACUACCGGAAGCGACCAAACUUGGCACCAGGCAUCAUGAAAGAGUUCAUGAAACAGGUGCAGACCAGUGGCGUGCUGAUGGUCUUCUCCCCGGCCUGGAUUGAGGAGCUCUACCACCAGGUGCUUGACAGAAACAUGCUGGGAGAAGCUGGUUACUGGGGCAGCCCUGAGGACAACAGCCUUCCCCUUAUCACCAUGCUCACCGAUAUUGAUGGCUUAGAGAGCAGUGCAAUUGGUGGCCAGUUGAUGGCAUCAGCUUCAAUGGAGUCACCUUUUACCCAGAGCAGAAGAAUUGAUGACUCCAUGGUAGCAGGUGUUGCAUUUGCCCGUUAUAUUUUGGUUGGCUGCUGGAAGAACCUGAUUGAUACUCUAUCAACUCCCUUGACUGGUCGAAUGGCAGGAAGUUCCAAGGGUCUGGCCUUCAUCCUAGGAGCCGAAGGCAUCAAAGAGCAGAACCAGAAAGAGCGAGAUGCCAUCUGUAUGAGCCUUGAUGGGCUGCGGAGAGCCGCACGGCUGAGCUGUGCACUAGGGGUUGCUGCUAACUGCGCUUCAGCUCUUGCCCAAAUGGCGGCUGCCUCCUGUGUCCAGGAAGAGAAAGAAGAAAGGGAAGCCCCGGAGCCCAGUGAUACCAUAGCACAAGUGAAACUAAAAGUGGAGCAGAAACUGGAGCAGAUGGGGAAGGUGCAGGGGGUGUGGCUGCACACAGCCCACGUCUUGUGCAUGGAUGCCAUCCUCAGCGUAGGCCUGGAGAUGGGAAGCCACAACCCGGACUGCUGGCCACACGUAUUCAGGGUAUGUGAGUAUGUGGGCACAUUGGAGCACACCCACUUCAGCGACGGCAUCUCCCAGCACCCUCUGACCAUUCAUCAGUCACGGAAGACAUCUGGGAGCUCUGGCCUUCUUGGGGACCUUGAAUGUGAGAGCUCAUCCCAGGAGAAGAGCCUGGAUCAAGGCCUCUCCCUGAACACAGCCCCUGUGGUCCAGCCACACUCCAUCCAGGAGCUUGUUCGGGAAUGUAGCCAUGGCCGGACCUCAGAUUUUCGGGGAGGUAGUCUGAGUGGGAACAGUGCUGCCAAGGUAGUGCUCUGCCUUUCCACCCAGGCCGACAGGCUCUUUGAUGAUGCUACAGAUAAGUUGAACUUAACUGCCUUGGGAGGUUUCCUCUACCAGCUAAAGAAAGCAUCCCAGUCCCAGCUUUUCUAUUCCGUGACAGACACAGUCGAUUACUCUCUGGCAAUGCCAGGGGAAGUUAAGUCUACGCAGGAUCGCAAAAGUGCUCUGCACCUGUUCCGCCUGGGGGAUGCCAUGCUGAGGAUUGUGAGGAGCAAAGCGCGUCCCCUGCUCCACGUGAUGCGCUGCUGGAGCCUUGUGGCACCGCACCUGGUGGAGGCCGCCUGCCAUAAAGAACGCCAUGUGUCACAGAAGGCUGUUUCCUUCAUCCACGAUAUCCUGACUGAGGUCCUCACUGACUGGAGCGAGCCGCCUCACUUCCACUUUAACGAAGCACUCUUCCGACCCUUUGAGCGCAUCAUGCAGCUAGAACUGUGUGACGAAGAUGUUCAAGACCAGGUGGUCACCUCUAUUGGGGAGCUGGUUGAGGUAUGCUCCACACAGAUCCAGUCAGGAUGGAGGCCCCUGUUCAGUGCUCUGGAAACAGUGCACAGUGGGAACAAGUCGGAAGUGAAGGAGUACCUGGUUGGAGACUACUCCCUGGGAAAAGGCCAGGCUCCCGUGUUUGAUGUGUUUGAAGCAUUUCUCAACACUGACAACAUUCAGGUUUUUGCUAAUGCAGCCACUAGUUACAUCAUGUGCCUUAUGAAGUUUGUCAAAGGGCUGGGGGAGGUAGACUGUAAGGAGAUUGGAGACUGUGUCCCUGGAGCUGGAGCCACAUCCACAGACCUGUGCCUGCCUGCCUUGGAUUACCUCAGGCGUUGUUCUCAGUUAUUGGCCAAGAUCUACAAAAUGCCCUUAAAGCCAAUAUUCCUUAGUGGGCGACUUGCCAGUUUGCCAAGAAGACUUCAGGAGCAGUCGGCAAGCAGUGAAGAUGGAAUUGAAUCAGUCCUGUCGGAUUUUGAUGACAACACCGGCCUGAUAGAAGUUUGGAUCACCCUGUUGGAGCAGCUAACAGCAGCCGUGUCCAACUGUCCCAGACAGCACCAACCACCAACCUUAGAUUUACUCUUUGAGCUGUUGAGAGAUGUUUCCAAAACACCUGGCCCAGGGUUUGGAAUCUAUGCAGUUGUUCACCUUCUCCUUCCCGUGAUGUCUCUGUGGCUCCGUCGUAGCCACAAGGACCAUUCCUACUGGGAUAUGGCAUCUUCUAACUUCAAGCAUGCCAUUGGUCUGUCCUGCGAGCUGGUGGUGGAGCACAUUCAAAGUUUUCUACACUCAGACAUCAGAUAUGAGAGUAUGAUCAACACCAUGCUGAAGGACCUCUUUGAGCUUCUGGUGGUAUGUGUGGCCAAACCCACUGAAACCAUCUCCAGAGUGGGCUGUUCCUGCAUACGGUAUGUCCUGGUGACAGCAGGCCCCGUGUUCACAGAGGAAAUGUGGCGACUUGCGUGCUGCGCUCUUCAGGACGCCUUCUCAGCCACACUCAAGCCAGUGAAGGACCUGCUGGGCUGCUUCCACAGUGGCACAGAGGGCUUCAGUGGGGAAGGCUGCCAAGUGCGGGUAGCAGCACCAUCCUCCUCCCCAAGUGCAGAGGCAGAGUACUGGCGCAUCCGGGCCAUGGCCCAGCAGGUGUUUAUGUUGGACAGUCAGUGUUCACCAAAGACCCCAAACAACUUCGAUCAUGCUCAGUCCUGUCAGCUCAUCAUUGAACUGCCUCCUGAUGAGAAAGCAAAUGGGCAUGCCAAGAAAAGCGUUUCUUUCAGGGAGAUCGUGGUGAGCUUGCUCUCUCACCAAGUACUGCUCCAGAACCUGUAUGAUGUCCUGCUGGAAGAGUUUGUGAAGGGCCCCUCUCCAGGAGAGGAGAAGACCGUCCAAGUGCCAGACACCAAGCUGGCCGGCUUCCUCAGAUACAUCUCCAUGCAGAACCUGGCCGUGAUAUUUGACCUGCUGCUGGACUCCUACAGGACUGCCCGGGAAUUUGACACGAGCCCAGGGCUGAAGUGCCUGCUGAAGAAAGUGUCUGGCAUAGGAGGAGCAGCCAACCUCUACCGCCAGUCCGCCAUGAGCUUUAACAUUUACUUUCAUGCCCUGGUUUGCGCUGUCCUCACAAACCAAGAAACCAUCACAGCUGAGCAAGUGAAGAAGGUCCUUUUCGACGAGGAGGAGAGAAGCUCGGAUUCCUCCCAGCAGUGCUCAUCUGAGGAUGAAGACAUCUUUGAGGAGACGGCGCAGGUGAGCCCCCCAAGAGGCAAGGAGAAAAGGCAAUGGAGGGCACGCCUACCUUCACUUAGCGUGCAGCCAGUGAGCAACGCAGACUGGGUGUGGCUGGUCAAGAGGCUGCACAAGCUGUGCAUGGAGCUGUGCAACCAGUACAUCCAGAUGCACCUGGACCUAGAGAGCAGCUUGGAGGAGCCACCUGCCUUCAAGGGUGACCCGUUCUUCAUCCUCCCCUCCUUCCAGUCGGAAUCGUCCACUCCAUCUACUGGUGGCUUCUCCGGGAAAAACACACCCUCCGAAGAUGACCGCAGGGAGCACCUAAGUGAGCCUCUGAGCCUGAGGGUGGGCAGCGGGGACAUGCUGAUGCUGCCACCCAGCCCCAAGACAGAGAAGAAAGAUCCUGGCCGCAAGAAAGAGUGGUGGGAAAGUGCAGGGAACAAGAUUUGCACCAUGGCCGCUGACAAGACCAUCUCAAAGCUGAUGACUGAGUACAAGAGGAGGAGGCAGCCGCAUAACCUGCCCCCCUUCCCCAAGGAAGUCAAAAUGGACAAGAAAGGGGAGGCCCUGGGUCCCCCGGGUCCUGAUUCCCCGCUGCUUCAGCGGCCACAGCAUCUCAUAGACCAAGGGCAGAUGCGCCAUUCUAUCAGCGCAGGCCCAGAGCUGCUGAGGCAAGAAAGGAGACCCCGCUCAGGCUCCACCGGAAGCUCCUUAAGUGUCUCAGUACGAGAUGCAGAGGCACAAAUCCAGGCAUGGACCAACAUGGUGCUAACAGUCCUCAAUCAGAUUCAGAUCCUUCCAGACCAGACCUUCACUGCUCUCCAACCAGCAGUGUUCCCAUGCAUCAGCCAGCUGACCUGUCAUGUGACUGACAUCAGAGUCCGUCAAGCUGUGAGGGAAUGGCUGGGAAGAGUUGGCCGUGUCUAUGAUAUCAUCAUUUAGAGGAGUCAAAUCCUGAGGGAAUACUUAUGGUCAUCCAGCCUGUCCAUCUAGCUGAUUGCAUUUUCUCUACCCACCAUCCCAGUCCAACUAGGUCUCUGAGAAACUAGUUCUUUGAGACCUAGUAACAAAACUUUUCCAAUCUCUCCCUAAUUAAUCAGCCUUGGGAUAGUCUGUAUGCCAAAGCAGUAUCCAAGUGUCACAGUGAUCUCUGGCCUUGCAUAUUAUUACAGAAGAGUCUUCAUUCCUUCAUACAUUUUGAAAUCUAAAGUUAACUUCCGAGUGCAUUUGCUUGCAGUAUUAUAACCAAAUAAGUUUGUUUUCAACAACUUUCUUUUGGAAGCUCAAGGCUGAUCCAUUUCAUCCAUCAUUUUCAAAAUCAAUGUAAGUCCUAAGAAAACAUUUGCUGGUUAGGGAAGCUCUGAUAUACAUUCAUAUAUCUAUCACCAGACACAAUUAAUCAGAAGAAUUUUUAUAUUCUGAUUAUAGGUUGGGAAGGAAGCUGCAAAAAACUUUUUCAAUGUUCUAAUCAAGAAAGAAAUGACUUCUAAAAUAGAUUCAGGAACAUUUCAACAUUAUUAUUAAGCUUUUUAGAUUUUCAUGUUAAUAUUCACAAAUUCCCCAGGUAAGGUACUGUUGUGCCUUUAUGUGUCUGUUUUUAAAGGAAGGAAAUUCUUUCCUGGCAUGAUUUUAAAGUCUGUGACUUGACAGAACUUAACACGAAGCACCCAGUGGUGCACACUGUCACAAAACUCGACACUGACUACCCGUGAGUCUUUGCUUCUGUUUCCAAGACAGACAAAGUAAAGAAAGAAAAAUGGUGCCUUAGUCUUUGUUGCACAGAUAUUUCUUUGUUGCACAGAUAUGCCCUACAAUUAUUUGAACAAUAAGGUAUGACACCAAGUUUUAAGAAAGAUUAAGAUACAUAUUAUAUCAGUAUUCUUUGGAGGAAAGCAAUUCAGAGUCCUCCAUUUGGUGAGCAAACUUCUCAGGGGAGGGGCAAGAAGUAUGGGAUGGGGAGACAGCUGGAAGGGGUGGGCUAGGGGACUGUGAUAGAAUCAUUGUAAAUCUUCAACUAUGAUAUAAUUGUGAAAUGAUGGUGUCAGUUAUACAUACUAUAGACUGAAUGGGAAGGGACACAAUGAAUUUAGAAAACUAUUUUUUUUAUAUAUAAAAUACUUCUCUCUGGCAGAUUUACUCUCUUUUAACUCAUUUAGACCAGUAUUUUAAUUGGAAAUUUCUUUUUCUAAGUAUUAUUUAGAAAAUGAAUUGAACUAUAGAACCAUAUCUAUUGGAGAUUAGGAAUUGAGCCUGUACAUUCUUAGGAACCAUUGAGCUCCCACAGAGCCCUUACCACAAUAUAUUUUAUAUUCCUUACAUUAUAACAGUGACUAAAGCUUUUAAGACAAGCCUACUUACAUGCUAUAGUGUAAGAUUAGUUACUGAGGCAUAUAUGACAUUUAACCAGUGCCUAAAAAUGUAUUCAUACGUCAUCCUCUAAAAAUGAAACUUCCCCUCUUCCGUAUUAAAGGAGUUAAUAGGGGUUGAACUUUAUCCAGUGAUAAUAUUCCUAAAUGUUGCCCCCCCCCCCCCAUGAGAACUACAUAAAUAUCUACAAGGUCAAAGCAAAGUUCUUUGGCUUGUUUGGAAGGUCAAAAAAAAAAAUCCCAGUUAUUCAGCAUCCCACCUAAGCAGAUCACAGAACCUACAAGACAUUUUCCUAGUCCCACAAAGCAAUCUCUGCCUUCAGAGACAGUGAUUUAAUUUGAGUGAUAAUUGACGCUUAAAACCUGAUCUAAAUAUGUUUUGGUUUCUCUGUCUUUUAGUAUUGGGAAUCAAACCAGGGCUCAUGCAAGCCACACCGAUGUUCUUCAUUACUGAGCUGUAUCCCUAUCUCUUAACUUUUGAAUACAAAAUGAAUUAUUUUACCUACAAUGCUAGAUUUUAUAUACCUGGUAAGUGUAGUUUAGAGUUAAAAAUUUUGCUUUGUUUUGUUUUACUCAACAAAAGCAGUAUACCCUAAUUGUUUUUGUUUGUAGAUUCUUUGGGGGAUCUGUUCUUGGUCAGCCAGGGAGCACCACAGCUUACUAGAAAGAGAUCUUCUUCAGUGAACCAUAUCACAGAGUUACAGCAUGUCACAAAAUGUGACCUUUCAUGAAGUACAAAUAUCCCAGAAGUAUGUUAGUUAUUUGUUCUGAAAUAAGAACCCAUUUUCCCACAGACUGACUACAGAAGCAGACAAGACUAGUUUGUGAAAGUGUUCUCUAACAUCCUGAUAGUGGAGUUUGAGAAUUAAAAAGAUAAGAUGUACCUAGCUUUUUACCUGCGAUGUUGUAAAUAUUGCCAUAUCCUCUCAUCAGUCCUUCGUGAGUCCAUUCCAAGUCCCACAUGGUUCUUAGACCACCUCCAAAGCCCUCUGCACUCCAGAAGACUUCAGCAUCCUUCACAGUGUAAUGAAAGAGAAGCAUUUGUAGUUUCAAAUGGAAUAUUGCUCAGUGCCAAGUAAUGGCCAGUGAGUAGGACUUCAGUUCAAUUGUUCUGCAUGUAGAAGGAAAGACAGGUAAUUAGGAGCUUGGAUGGACAAAGGCCCCUUCAUUCACUUACCAGUCAGUUCCUUUCAGUUUCUAGUCCCUGCCUUUCUUUCUUUACCCCUGACUUCUUUCACUCCUUCAGUCUCUGAGUGGGCCCCAUGUUUUUUCCCUAUACACUUAGGCUGAAGAUCACAGUCAAAGUGGGCUUUUGAGCUUUAAAACAGUCAUUAGGCCUGCAUGUACAGAGGUAAGCAGAACAUGAUUUUACAUGUUGCUUUUAGUCGCUUGUAUUUACCACCAAUAAUGUAUUUCUUGAAGUUGAGAUAUUUUUCUUCUUUUCUGCAUCAAGAAACAAUCAACUUAGCACCACAUAAAUCAGGCAUGAUACUGCAUAGGAAUCAUCCCCUCAUGGUGCACACCCAUAAUCCUGGUAUUCAGGAGAUAAAAGCAGGAUGGUAGAAAUUCAAAGGCAUCCUCAGCUACACAGGAAAUCUGAAGCCAGCCUGGGCUACAUGAAAGCCUGUAAAGCAAGAUAUCAGGUUUACUGGUGAAAGGUUCAUAAAUUGUUCACAGAGCUUAUCUUAGCUCCUGCAGCUCUCAGCCAGAUUUUAAAGAUAUUUAAGACUUGUUUUCUUCCCUUUGUUCUAAAAUUAGAACACAUUUUAACAUUUUAGGUUAUUUACUAACUAACCACAAGGACCUGGGAAAAUGUUAACAGACAUUACAGCUCAUAUAAAAAUAUUUUAAAUCAAGCCAGACACAUACCCAUAAUCCCAGCAGAGGAAAGGAUACGGAAACAAGAGGAUUGUAGUGAGUUUAAGGCCAAUUUGAGUGAGUUCCAGGACAGCAUGGGCUACAGUGUAAAACCCUGUGUCAAAACACAAAUGUUAAUUUCCAAAGUACUUUUAACUUAAAGUUCCUGGUAUGACGAUCAACACAGGCUUCUUGUUAAAAAAAAAAUACUUCUGCAGUCAAUGGAGAGUGUCCAAUAGCCUUAACUACAGGAAGGUAACACAGUAACUCAGUGAAGAUUCAUAUUCUCCCCAAAUAGAGAAUGGAACUGCUGAGAUAGGAAUGGUUCCUUUUUAAAUAGGAAAUCUAUGGGUGGAGGGAUGGCUCAGGGUUGUUAAGAGCACUUUCUGCUCUUACAGAAGGCUCAGGUUUGGUUCUCAGUACUCACAUGAUGGUUCAUAACUAUCUCUAAUUCCAGUGUCAAGGAAUAUGAUGACUUCUUCUGAUCUUGGAGGGCACUAGGCAUACACAUGGUAUGCAGACAUACAAGGAAAUACUCAUAAACAUAAAGUAAAAAUAGUUGCUUAAAGAAUUAAAAUCUGUUAUUAGUCCCACCAACUAAACAGAGUGAAGACUUUUGUUUAAAGCUGGUAACAGCAGGAAAGAAAUGCCACUGGGUGCCACUGAACGGGGGCCUUCUUAUAGUAACUUUAGGAAACCUUCUAGUUAAGAACCUUUUUCUAGUUAAGAUAAGUUCACAGACCCAAGAUAACAAAUAAAAGGCAAAGUUAUUUUCAGAGAAAUGUCUAUGAGUCGAAAGACCACAUGCUUCCACAGAUAUCUGAGAUGUCAUUGCUGAGCAAGCUCUGCAGCAUUAGAGAACAGGAAAAUUGCAAGACCUUUGUUGGAUGGUUAAAAUGAAAAUAUGUAGUUGGUAGAUCCAUCUGGAGUAUUAUAUGUAUUUUUAUGAUAAGACUCAAAAGUAAUGCCUUUAUAAUAGAAACAUAAAGGAUAUCAACAUCUAAGCCUUAAUUCUAAAGGAAACAUUUAGUGUUACAUUAAAAAAAUCUAGUAACAUUAGAGAGAAACAAUGGUACUGCCUUGCCUGGCUGACUGUACGAGCAUAGAAAUAAGGCAGCCCGCAUGUGCAGGGGCAUAUAUAAUUUGUGAACUUUUUCACAUAUCAUUUAAUCAACAAAGUGUCCAGUAGCCUAUGGAGCCCCUUUGCCAACUUCUCUGACAAUAUAUACAAAUCCUCUGAAAAGGAAAGAAUUUGUCCAAGAUGGACCUAAGUUUCAGGUAGAACAGUAUCUGUAGGAUCAUGUACCACACCCCAACAUUUCUAUUUGUUCCAUAGGUGAGGAAAGAUGCAGAGACUUCAGAGAUCUGCAGUAACAUAAGGACACAAACAUGUUUGGGAACCACUUAGUGGCAACCAAAAAGAUUUAGCAUGACCCUACAGUGGUAAAAACAUCUUUAAGAAUUUUUAUUAAAACUAUGAGCUUGAUAUUUGGAAUGAAUUAUAAAAUUGGUGGAGUUGGAUUUAUAAUUAUGCCCUCUUGGAAAAAAAGUCCUCCUUAUUCAUAGAACAAUCUAGAAAAUGUUUGUUUUAAAGAAAUGUCCUUGCUCUGGCUCUCUUAUAGUGUUUGCAAUUGAUAUAAAAGUAACUAAAAAUAUCAUUAAAAUUUUGGAAUAGAAACACCGUUUAAAUGUUCAAAAUAUAAACAGAUUACUUUAGGAAAAACAGACAAAAAGAAAAAAUAUCAUACAUAUCCAAGCUUGUUCAUAAGAAACUAAGCUGGGAACAAUGCUUAGUUUCCUUAUAAACAUGGCAGUACAAAACCACUAUGACAUCAGUAGCACCAUACAAAACUGUUAAUUGAUCUUUACAUCAUCACACAGAGAAGAAGGGACUGGCUGGCCUCAGCAGUCAAGGUCCUAUCCAGUUGAGGUCCUUCAAAUCUCAGUAACUGUUUGUUAUUGUGAGUUCCUGUCCUGGUGGUUGAGUCAAUGGUAUUUUCUUUUGUCUGAAGAACAGUGCUUCUCAAACUUUAGCAUGCAUCUGAAUUCACCUAAAGCUUUUCAAUCACAGAUGCCCAAUUUCCGAUUCUGUACAUUUGGCAAUUUGCCUUUCUGGCAAGCUCCCAGAUGAAGCCACUUCUGCUGAUCUGGGAACUAGAGGCUAGAAAUCAGUUACUUUCAGGUCAGCCUGACAUAUCAAGCACUGACCUGAACUGACCCAUUGGCGGACAGAUUGGGGUGAGAUUACUUACAACAUUCCAGUUCACCUUUCCCAGUUUUAUUAUACCAACCAUUGGCUCUUACACCCUAGAAGACAAUGAAUGUAUAUGUUCUAUGGAACAGUGAGAUAAAUCUAAGCUUCUCAUCUUUGUAUUUAUAAACAUUAAUUCUACAAAUUAUUGUUUGUAUCCUACUGACCCUUUGAUUUGUAUGUAAGGUGGUUUAAAUUCAUGUGGUAUUUGCAUCCCUUUCUAUAUAAUUUUAAUGAGAUGUUUCUGUGUAUGGCUCCAUUACAGCCUGGCUCCUGGCUUACAGAGAUUUUUGAGUAGUUGUGUGCUUUCUAGUUACAUCAUGUCUUGGAUUGGUCAUUAACAUAUCAGCAUUUCAAAAUGCUAUGAUGCUUUUUAUGGUACUUUUGUCUUUCACUUAACUGUGUGAUGUAAAUUAGUAUUUUAGUUUCAUGUUUAUCUAUAAAGUGUCUAUUAAAUGGCUUUGUGGAAAUUUUCAAAAUGAAAUAAUUCCGUUUGAGCAGUAGGUAUGCCUGUCUUGACUUUCAGUAAAUAUUGUGUUUAUAAAGAUAUCUGCACAAUGUAAACUAACUCUCAUUCCACGUGAUGGGACAUAUAGGAAAGUCAAUCUAUGAUCUAGUAAAAUUAACCCAAAUACAGAUGAGGCCUUAGUUUAUGUUUUAACUCUUUGCUCAGUUAAUUAGCCUUAGAAAUUAAUUUUUGAUUGAAACAUAAGGACCUUUUAACAGGAAGAGGAGAGAUUGAUAAUCCAUGUUUUUUUGUUAAAUUCAACACACAAAUAAAAGAAAAAUCUAUUCAUGGAAUUCCAGCUACUUAGGAGGCUGAGGCAGGAGGAUCAUAAGUUCAAGACUCGCCUGGACAACAUAGUGAGAUUCUGGCUCAAAAAUAAAUGAGUGAAUAAAUAGACAUGAAUGAAAAAAGUAGAGCACACAAGGAAUGAUUUAGGAUAAAAAUAAUUAAGUAUUCUAAAUAUUUAUAAAUUAUAUUAAUUUAUAUUAUUCUUACUGACCCAAUAAAGUUUAAAUACUUUUGUUUAACAGAUAUUUUGACAUAGUUUAGAUUAGACUGUUAUUUGAAGAGAAAGCAAUCAUUCUAGGUGCUUGAAUUAGUGAAAGCAUUAUCAACAGAGUGUUAAUGAUGUUAAGGAUUCAAGUCUUUUACUUUGUGGUUAAAAAUAAUUGGGGAUAGUUCCUUUUCAUUUCCCAUAACAAUUUAAAAAUUAUGCAUGUAGUUCCUUUAAUUCUGAUUUCAAUUACAUUUUAAAACUCAAGCUCUGCAAAUAAUUUAUUUCCAAAUUGUUUCAUCAAUUGUUGCCAAAAAAAAAGGAGGAGGGAGGACCUGAGCCAAUCUACAUUUUGUCUUAGACCUAAGGAGGUUUAAGCCCUUGAUACUCACAUCUACCAGUGACUGUCCACACCCACCUCAGGCCUUUGUUCACCCUCUGCUGCUGUUUCCUCUGUAGUUCUUUCCUCUGGUCCAUUUUGAAAUCAAUAUGAUAGCAGUCAGUUUCUUUUUAUGUACCUACUUUAGUCAAAGAUGACUGUUUUGGCCAUUUGGGUUUCUCUUCUAUUGAGACCCUGUGGUUAGAAUAUUCAUUGUAGCCUGAUAGGGUAGGAGGAAGUACCUAUAGGGAAAGGUUACUUUUUAUUCUUGGGUUUUUUGUGGGAGUGGGGGAAUGUUGGGAGCUAAAACUCAAUGUUUAUUCCCCUAA
Molecule: messenger RNA, 13973 nt
Organism: Meriones unguiculatus (Mongolian gerbil)
Lineage: Eukaryota; Metazoa; Chordata; Mammalia; Rodentia; Muridae
Gene: Arfgef3
Product: ARFGEF family member 3
Exons: 34
Coding region: 220-6732 (2170 amino acids)
Biological process (GO): regulation of ARF protein signal transduction
Molecular function (GO): guanyl-nucleotide exchange factor activity
Source: RefSeq, a predicted model, not a curated record